GAAUCCCGAAGUGGGCGCACUUUCUGGCUAGCUACCCGGUAGGGAUCCUAGUGUCCCCGUUCAAAAACAUUAUCGUUCCGUAAAGGGAUGGGAAGCGAAGCAACACAAUAAACACCGAAGUUAGAGUUCAUGUGACCGUGGCGGUUUUUACCGACCUAAGAAGGAUACUACAUUGCAGCCGCGUGCCAAGGAAAGAGGCUUAAACGGGGCAAGGGCGGUCCCGUUUUGUUCGCCGGAUCUAAUGUUUCCUAAACCUUAUAGCGACUCGGAAUUGUUGUGGAGGCGGUAGUGGUCCAUUCAGAUUGAACAUUGUCGUGCCAAGAUAGGAGGAGAUUUUCCCGGCAGCAACAAAAAAGUGAGUUUUGGUGCUACUGGAAACGAUGGGAAAAGUUUUACCUUCGAACCGAAUUGGCACAUUGUAUCGUAAUCAGCCACAUUUGGCAGCGGCUAGUGAACCGAAACGUCGAGGCAGAAUUGAUCGAUUGGAAGAUAACCAACCAAGCAACACGAAAACAAUGCAUUAAACUGUGCUCGGAAUUUACUGUUUACCGUGGAGAUUUGUGCUUCGUGGAGAUUGAACCGGAUUUCGCAGAAAAUGCAACUAACUAUUCCAUCAAAGUCUGUAACUGUGGAUUCGGGCAGAUGAAGUGUUAGGAAAAAAUCUCGACUGGCACUUUCAAUGAACAGAGUGAAUAGGCCAACCGUACUCAACUCAGCAGUAGGCGAUGGACGGAAAAGUGCUCUGGUUUAUCUUCGAAUGGAGCAAUGAAACUGAAUAGCCAGGCGAAUAUGUACAAAUUGUCUAGUGAUUAUAGCUUCCUUGGGGAGUAGCUUUUCGAAAAUUCCUAUGGCUUUGUGAAGGGUGGAUAUAUAGAAAUAGACUAGAAACACUCCGAAACCUCAUCUAACAAAGUGUUUCUGUAAAGUGUACGAAAAAAGAGCACAAAUAAAGUAAACAAUUACGCAAAGAUGUUUCGGAGCCAUAUGUGAGUUCAAACGAUGGGAUUGUCCGGAUAUUGGUUUGCGAAUGUUCCCGCCCUUCCAAAGCCAAACGUUCGUCACGGCAUGGAAAGCAUGCACAUUUAAGCUCUACCCAACAUUGCCGACCAUCGGGCAAAGGAAGUAAAAACGAUGGGUAAAACAGGCUUCAUUUAUCAAUCUGCCAUGUCUGGAUCCGUUGAAAGUGUGGAAAACUCAGAAUGAACCCGUAAGAAAUGGCGAUGAAAGACCAAGACAGGAUGACCGAAGAAGCCGACCCGGUGGUGUUUCGACGAAGGAUGCACCACGAAAUGACGACAUGAAUCAAGUUAUUCACUUCUUUACUGGUGGUCGGUCUAUCCGAAGAAGUAUAUCAGCCUGGUGGAACGGAGAGUCAUACCCCAAGCAUCCUGAACGAAGGAAAUUGUGUUACCGUCGGGGAAAAAAGUUAUUUUCGUCCCGGCCUUUUACGGGUGGUAGCCACGGUCGAAAACUGUUCAAUCAUUUCGCUUAAGUGAAGAAGAAUGACUGAACCCGACGAGAAUUGACAGAAAAAAAAUAUACAUAGUAUAAGAAAGGUACAAACAUUACAUUUUUCUAGUGAAAUUGGUUGCUUAUCACAGCACAAGUGAAACCAAAUACUCUCGAGAUGAGAAGGACGAGCACUUAGUCAUAAAACUACAAGACAACUGGCAUCCAAGUGAAGUGCUAGGUCAUUAAGGAAACAACAACAAGAAGUUCUUCCAUCUAACUCUUGAAACACAUUAAUUGCUGCAGCACUUUCGAAUCCUUCCGCUAGCUAGUGGUGGAGAACGGAGAAGCGAGUGAACGGACCAUUAAAAACCACUCGCCAACCAUGAAGUCCGCAAUCCUGUACCCCUAUGGACCACUUCGCGCAAAUGGGUGCUGCCGAAUGCUGCAUGCGAAACAUUUAGCGUUGACGAGUGCAAUUUACACGCUGAACAUUUCCAUCCUAGUUGUGCUGCUCUAUUCGUGGCGAAUCAGCGUCAACGUGAAAAAGUACAGCGAUUUGGAGGACGUCUACUACGGUGUUCAGAUUGCAUACUUUGCCAUCAUCGGAACCCAGUGCUCGAUGAUACUGCUCAGCGUGGUGCUGCUGUUCGGCAUUUACAAGGAGAACAUUGGUCUAGUCGUCCCGUGGAUAAUCGGAUUCAUUACCUUCAUGGCGCUGGAAGCUGUGGCGAUGGUGUACUCUAAUGUUCUGCGGGAUCACGUAAACCGGCAAUUCGACUCGUUGUGCAAAGCUGAAGUGGCCUUCUUCAUAUCGCGAGCAUUCAUCAACGCACUGGCAAUGUGGGCCGUUACCCGUUUCUACAAUCUGCUGCGGGCGGGUGUAACCUGGAAGGGACCGGAGGUGAUCGAACUAUGACACAACUCGAACGACACGGAGAAAACGCUGGCGUCUCUCCGUGACGAAACCCACCUCAUUGUGCGGAUCCGACCCGACCCGAGUGGUGGUGGUGGUGCGGGUGGAAUCGAUAGAAGUCGAAACGGAACCGGCAACGGUGCUGGCGAUAACGGUGGAGACAGCGAGGAGGACGACACUGAUGACAAUAUGAUUGAUGCUUCUGGUAGCGUCGGUAGUCGGGGGAGACGAGAUGCAGGCGGAUCAGGGUACCCGAGGCAAUUUUCACGUGACUGUAACUCGGAUGACAAUGAAAAGAGUGCAGGAAGUGGAAGCGAUGAGGACGACUCACUGCUGGUUGCGUAUGAUAGCAACUCGGUGGCAUCCGUUUGACAAUAUCGAAUGCUGGCACGGAUCGCGGCAGAGUUCCAGGCGGACAGUUCCGUGUUGUUGUUCUUGAUUAUAUUUAGUAUUGAGGUUUAUGCGCAGAUUUUUAUAUUUUUCUAGACUACGAUGAGUGUAUAGGUAAGACAUAUUGUUACACUUUGACGGAAAACGAGUUUCCUGUACAAAUUGCUUCCAACGUAAAUAGGACGAGCGGAUGAAAAGAGGUACGAAAAUGAGGCUUUGGA
Topomyia yanbarensis is the source of this 2976-nucleotide messenger RNA. RefSeq lists its product as uncharacterized. Bases 1835 to 2368 code for a protein of 177 amino acids. The record is from RefSeq and is a predicted model, not a curated record. NCBI's taxonomy places the organism in Eukaryota, Metazoa, Arthropoda, Insecta, Diptera, Culicidae. The transcript is spliced from 9 exons.